CCCUCCCACCCAUCCUUUCCAGUUUUAUAUUUAAUGUAGUUGCUGGCAGCACUACAAACUAACAUCGCCUGGUGGCAAAUUGCAGCAGAAGUGCUUUGUUGCAUUGGUGUCUGAUGCCGAAAUCACUGAAAAAGUGGUGGUAUUUGACGAGUUGGGAAUGAGAACAAGCUGAGCAGUCACAAAGAUCCCGAGCUGCAGCACCACCAAUUUUCUGCCAGUACCAGUUUCCUGGUUCCACCAGAACUCCAGUUCUACUCUCAACCAUGAGGCUCCUGCCUUGCUGUCCUGUUGCUUGCCUCCAGCUCAGCCGCCCCAUCGCUGGCUACUUGCUCAGCUCUCCAUGGGUCCAAAUUGCCUCUGGAUUGUCAGUUGCCAUCCGCUGUUCCCAAUUUCAAGUCUCGUGGUUGUUCUCUAGUGGGGUUCCAUCUCCAUGGCCAUGUUCCAGUGGGGUCCCAAUUUUGUGUUCCAAUGGGGUCCCGUCUCUGUUCCUAUGUUCUAGUGGGGGCCCAUCUCUGUGGCCAUUCACCAGUGAAUCACAAAGACAAGAAGAAAAGAAAACACAAAAGCAGGGUGUGAAACUGCUGAAAAGCUGUGAUACAUAAUACAUGGCAGCAGCCAGCUGUCCCCUCUCUGAGGAUCAAUUUCUGUGCUCCAUCUGUCUGGAUGUGUUCACUGAUCCAGUCACCAUACCAUGUGGACACAACUUCUGCAAGACCUGCAUCACAAAUCACUGGAGUAUUAAUAUCCAGAGUCAGUGUGCCGUGUGUAAAGAGCUUUUUGACAGAAGACCCGAACUUCGGGUCAAUACUUUUAUAUCUGAGAUGACUGCUCAGUUCAGGCAGUCAGUUCAAAAGACAACCAGCACCAGCUUAGGGGAACAACAAACCAACCCAGAGGAAGUUCUCUGUGAUGUCUGCACUGAAACCAAGAUGAAGGCCCUGAAGUCCUGCCUAGUGUGUCUGGCCUCCUACUGUGAGACUCACCUGGAGCCUCACCAGAGAGUCACAGGCCUGAAAAGACAUACGCUGAUUGAUCCUGUGGAGAACCUGGAAAGCAGGAUGUGUAAGAAGCAUGAGAGACCUCUGGAGCUGUUCUGCAAGACUGACCAGAUAUGUGUGUGUCAGUUCUGCACUGAGUCAAGUCACAAGCUUCAUCAAAUUGUUCCUCUGAUAAAAGAAUGUGAAGAAAAGAAAGCUGAGCUGAGAAAGACAGAGGCUGAAGUUCAGCAGAUGAUCCAGGAGAGAGAACUGAAGAUUCAAGAGCUUAAGCAAUCAGUGGAGCUCAGCAAGGAAACUGCAGACAGAGAGACAGCAUCCAGUGUGCAAGUCUUCACUGCUCUGAUCCAGUCUGUUGAGAGAAGUCUGGCUGAUCUGAUUGAGAUGAUUAAAGAGAGGCAUAACACAACAGAGAAACAGGUUGAAGGAUUCAUCAAAGAGCUUGAAGAGGAGAUCUCUGAGUUGAUGAGGAGAAGCACUGAGCUGAAACAGCUCUCACAUACUAAAGACCACCUCCUACUCCUCCAAAGCUUCACAUCCUUAAUUCCUGCUCAACCCACCAAGGACUGGACAGAGGUCAGAGUUCACUCGUCAUAUGAGGGGGCUGUGAGGACAGCUGUGUCUCAGCUGGAGGAGACACUCAGUAAAGAGCUUAAGAAGCUGUGUGUUGAUGUUGAGGUGAAAAGGGUCCAGCAGUUUGCAGUGGAUGUGACUCUUGAUCAUGAAACAGCAAAUCCCCAUCUCAUCCUGUCUGAUGAUGGGAAGCAAGUCAGUUAUGGUGACAUGAAGCAGAAUCUUCCUGACAACCCAGAGAGAUUUCUUUGUUAUUCUGUCCUUGGAAAGCAGAGUUUCUCUUCAGGAAGAUUUUACUAUGAAGUCCAAGUCAAAGGGAAGACUGCCUGGACUUUAGGAGUGGCCAGAGAGUCUGUCAUCAGGAAAGGGCGUAUCACACUGACCCCUGAGUAUGGCUGUUGGUCGAUAUGCAUGAUGAACAACAUAGUGUAUGCAGUUGCUUCAUCACCAGUCCAUCUCUCUCUCAAGUCAGAGCCUCAGCAGGUGGGGGUUUUUGUGGAUCAUGAGGAGGGUCUGGUCUCCUUUUAUGACACUGAUGCUGCAGCUCUCAUCUACUCCUUUACUGACUGUAAAUUCACUGAGAAGCUGCGCCCAUAUUUCAAUCCCUGUCAUAACAAUAAUGGUAGAAACUCCACUCCUUUAAAAAUUUGUUCCAUCAAUCAAACUGAUUAGAUGAAUUAUAACAGAGUCACUGUCAUGUAAAUGUCCCAAAUCACUUUACUGUUUUAUUAAGAUUGCUUUGGUUGAUUUUUCAUAAUAAUAAUCUGGUUUUAGCACAUGGCAGUAGAAUAAUAUCUACAUGUUUUUGUUGUUGUUGUUGUUGUUUAUUUGUUUUUAUAACAAUUUUACACAAUUUUCUGGUUGAGUAUAUUUACUGGUUAAUAAAUGUUUUUGAGCAUUUAUGCAAAUUGAAGAUGUUUUACAAAUUACUAUUUUGUUUAGAUGGCAAAAUAUAAUUAAAACAAUUCCAGUAAAACUUAGUAUUUCAAAAGAAAAAUAAAAUAACACUUAGUAAUUGCGAGUUUAGAUUUAUGAAUUCAUUCCAUUAUUUUAAGCUUCCAUAUUUGACUUUUUUUAAUUACAUUCUCUAUACUUCUGUGUAUUUUUUGUCAUAAUGAUAAUCUAGUUUUAGCCAAGCACCAACCUCCAAAGCUGAAAAAUUAAGCCAAAACUGCAGUUCAUUGAAUGGCCAAUUGAGGCUGGCUCUAAAACAGAGUAAAUGCCUGUCGACCUCCAUGUUCAAAUGUCCAACGUUAUAGCAGAAAUAGACAUGUUUACAGCCUGGUACAAAAAAUGGUUUUGGUCGCUAUGGCUCAUUAACUUUGUGAAACUUUGUAAAAGGCACAAAGUGUAGCAUCACUACAGUCUAUUUGUCAGAUUCAUCCAUCUCUCCUCCAUACCUUCACCCUCUUGUUCGAAUAUGGUCACCUGCUCCAAAAAAACAAGAUGGCAACAGACAAAAUGCCAAACUUGAGGCUUUGAAACAACAGUCCACAAACCAAUGGGUGAUAUCACUGUAGCCAUGUCCAUUAGUACAUACGCAGAUCAGCCAAAACAUUAAAACCACUGACUGAUAAGGUGAAUAGCACAGAUAAUUUUGUUACAGUGCAAUGCUCUUGUGAGGAACCUUGGCUCCUACCAUUCAUGUAGAUGCCACUUUACACACCCACCCAAACCCCAUUACAGACCAAUAGCCCCCUGGCAUGAGUGGGGGUACUUGGUCUACAACAAUGUUUAGAUGGGUGGAGUGCGUUAAGGGAAGGGGCAUUCACAUGAAUCCAAGGACCAAAGGUUUUCCCUGCAGAACAUUGCAUUGUAAUGAAAUGAUCAAUGUUAUUCACUUCUGUGGUUUUAGACCACUUUGUUUCAAAUAAUAUAAAAAAAUGGUGUUGGGGAUUUGUGUUCAUAAUUUAUUUUUUCAAUUAAUUUUACACUAUGCUGGUUUAGUUAUAUAUUUUGCUGAUUUUUAAUUUGGUAACAAUGAGCAUUUAAUUCUGAUGUGAAAUGUUUUACUUUUUUUCAUGUCAUUCAAUAAUAUUUGCCAACGAAUGAAGAAUUUAUGUGUUUUUUUCUUUUGAAUCUUUACAAUAAGAGCAGUAUUUUUAAAACUGUUAUGAAUAAAGAGAUGAUCCAGGAGACUAUAGACUAUAACUGGGCCUUUUUUUUAUAAACAUUUUCUCAGUUAGCUACUUAACAGCUAGAGAUUACUGUAUUACUGUAAAGUGUCAAUGCACUCUCUAAGUCUAUUCAUCAUCAGUGAAAAUAUUUGAAGAAUAUUAUCUUUUUGAUUGUACCUUGUUGUAUGACAGAACAAUUGUUGCUAGCAUAUAGAGAUAGUUUGUAGUUAAGCACAGCUAGUUUGAAUUUUAAUUAAGGAGAAAUGCCUUUGAAAGUCAAGCAAUCACUGUGGGAGUCUGUAUAGUCAGCCUUUCUGUUAGUCUGAGAAACUAUUUCUGUCUGACAUCACAGAUUGUAGUCUGAAACCAGUCUGGUAUGUUUUUUAAUGUUUUGCCUUCUUGCCUGAAAAGACAACGAUUUAUUAACCAAAAUCUAAUUCCUUAUUAGACAUGCUAAAUUCUCUGUAUGCACUGUUAGGACUGUGAUGUGCACGGAACAAAAAAAAUCUAAUUCCUUAUUAGACAUGCUAAAUUCUCUGUAUGCACUGUUAGGACUGUGAUGUGCACGGAACAAAAAAAAUUUGUGUACAUGUGUGUGUGUGUGUGUGUGUGUGUGUGUGUGUGUGUGUGUGUGUGUGUGUGACACUGCCCUUCAGAUGAUUUUUUUUUCUGAUGCUGGGAGCUGGCUUUGAAUGCAUCACAGAUGGUGACAUAUGCCCUUUCAAAUCAAUUUUCAAUUCCACAGUCACACAUCUACAAUAAAAAAUGACAUUGAACUAA
Molecule: messenger RNA, 4465 nt
Organism: Epinephelus lanceolatus (giant grouper)
Lineage: Eukaryota; Metazoa; Chordata; Actinopteri; Perciformes; Serranidae
Source: RefSeq, a predicted model, not a curated record